Molecule: messenger RNA, 1752 nt
Organism: Onychostoma macrolepis
Lineage: Eukaryota; Metazoa; Chordata; Actinopteri; Cypriniformes; Cyprinidae
Product: solute carrier family 40 member 1
Biological process (GO): iron ion transmembrane transport
Cellular component (GO): membrane
Molecular function (GO): iron ion transmembrane transporter activity
Source: RefSeq, a predicted model, not a curated record
AUGUCUCUCAGAACAGAGGGGGUUCAGUGUGGUGGUGUUGCUGUGGAGUUUGACAAUGAUAAUGACAGAGAUUCACCUGUGAUCAAAGCCAGGAAUAUACCACCAUCAGCCCUCAUCUACCUCAAGGGCCCAAAGUUCCUCAUCUAUGUGAGCGGAGCGUUAUCUAUGUGGGGUGAUCGCAUGUGGCAUUUCGCCAUCUCUGUCUUCCUGAUUGAGCUGUAUGGGCAUAACCUGCUGUUAACUGGCAUCUUUGGACUGGUGGUGGCCGGAUCGGUGCUCUUAUUAGGGGCUUUGAUUGGAGACUGGGUUGACCGCAACCCGAGAAACAAAGUUGCCCACGCAUCCCUGUUUAUUCAGAAUAUCUCAGUGACCGUCUGCAGCAUCGUGCUCAUGUUGGUGUUCUCGUACAAAAAGAGGAUUGAGGAAAUCUGGGAUGGGUGGCUAACUGUGGUUUGUUAUACGGUGGUGAUCGUCCUGGCAGAUGUGGCGAACCUCGCCAGCACAGCUCUCACCAUUGCCAUCCAGAGAGAUUGGAUAGUGGUGAUCACAGGCUACAACCGUGGUCAUCUCGCAGGAAUGAAUGCUACAAUGAGGCGAAUCGAUCAGGUGACCAACAUCCUGGCUCCACUGGCGGUGGGUCAGGUAAUGACCCUGGCCUCUAAUGUGGUUGGCUGUGGCUUCAUCUUAGGAUGGAAUCUGGUGUCCCUUAUUGUAGAGUUCAUCUUCCUCUCUAGAGUCUACCGGAUCGUACCAGCGCUGUCCGUCAAGCCACCAGCUAUGGAACAUCAAAGCUAUUUAGAGAAGAAAAGAGAAAGAAAACGCUCACAAGGCAGGACGUCAGCAUGUCCAGCUGCUGCUAUCUUAGAGGAAAGCACCAGCCUGCAUUUACAAGAAAUAAGCCGAAUACCAGUGUGCCUCCAUCGGCUGCGUGGGCUCCUCAGCACCUGCCGGGAAGGGUGGUGGGCGUAUUACAGACAACCCGUUUUCCUCGCCGGCCUGGGCCUGGCCUUCCUUUACACCACAGUGCUAGGCUUUGACUGCAUCACCACCGGCUACGCCUACACCCAGGGCAUCAGUGGCUCGCUGCUCAGCAUUCUAAUGGGCGUGUCGGCUAUGGCGGGGCUUCUGGGUACUGUGCUUUUCACAAAGCUGCGCAAAGCAUGUGGCCUGGUCAACACUGGGGUCAUUUCCAGCGCUCUGCACCUAGUUUGCCUGUUGCUUUGUUUGUGCUCCGUGUUUGCCCCCGGUAGCCCCAUGGACCUCAGCGUGUUAAAUAUGGGGAAUGCGUCAGAUGUGGGAGGGAUGACCGGAGGUCACCAGAGGCACGGAUACCCACUGCGUGGAGGCAGCAACCAGCCUCUGCUGCCAGACCGUUCCUCCAUUCACUGGACCAAUAAUACUGUGCUGUUUGAGAAUGCGCCAGCAGGGACUGGACCAGAGUCUUACGUCUCCAUCAUCCUGCUGUUCCUUGGAGUCAUUACAGCUCGAGUUGGUCUCUGGUCCUUUGACCUGACAGUGACUCAGCUCUUGCAGGAGACCAUAUGUGAAUCAGAGCGUGGUGUGGUGAAUGGAGUCCAGAGCUCCAUGAACUACCUGAUGGACCUGCUGCACUUCAUCAUGGUCAUCUCUGCACCCCAGCCACAACACUUCGGCAUCCUUGUCAUCAUCUCCAUCCUCUUCAUUUUCACGGGACACACCAUGUACUUCCUGUAUGCCAGGAAAGUCAAGAGGAAACCACGUACAAACACAUAA